GCGUGGGCGCGGCUGUGCAAGUGUCUGGGCGCGGAGUUCCUGCCGUUCAUGCACGUGGUGAUGCCGCCGCUGCUGCACUCCGCCUCGCUCAAGCCCGACGUCACCAUCUCCGACAUUGAUGACGACACGGCCAACGAUGAUGAAGACGACGACAGCCAUUUCGCCUCGCUCAAGCCCGAUGUCACCAUCUCCGAUAUCGAUGACGACACUGCCAAUGACGAUGACGACAGGUGGCGUGGAGACGCUAAUGAUAGUGUGGAGACGAUAACGAUAGGCGACAAGAAGAUCGGCAUCCGCACGAGCAUGCUGGAGGAGAAGGCCACGGCGUGCAACAUGCUCUGCUGCUACGCCGACGAGCUCAAGGAGGGCUUCUUCCCCUGGAUCGACCAGGUGGCGCAGCUGAUGGUGCCGCUGCUCAAGUUCUACUUCCACGAGGAGGUCCGCAAGGCCGCCGCCAGUGUAAGCCCCCUCCGCCCCCGCGCCUCCUCCGGUCCCCUUGCACCAUCCUCUCCAUCCCGGAGCUUGCUGCUGGACGGCAAGCUGGCGGUGGAGAAGGGCAUGGCGCCAGCGGUGACGGCGACAGCGGAGGGAGAGAAGCGCUACCUCAAGCAGAUGGUCGACUUCCUUGUGCCUCCUCUUGUGGAGGUUCUUACCAAGGAGCCAGAGGUGGAGAUGAUAGUGGUCAUGCUCGAGUCUCUGCAAGAAUGCAUUCAGGGGGUGGAGCUGAGUGCGGAGCAGGUGACGCAGGUGGUGGCGCAGCUGAAGGCCGUGGUGGAGGGCAGCCGGGGGCGGCGCAAGGAGCGGCUGGAGCGCACCCAGACAGAGGACUUUGAUGAGGAGGAGAGCGAGCUGCUGCAGGAGGAGAACGAACAGGAAGACGAGGUGCUUGAUCAGGUGGGAGACUGCAUAGGAGAGCUGGCGAGGGUGUUCAAGGGCAGCUUCAAGCCAUUCGCCGACGACCUCGCUCCCUUCGUGCUUCAAAUGAUGGACAAGAGUCGGCCGGCCACGGAGAGGAGGGUGGGCAUCUGUAUCUUUGACGACCUGGCGGAGAACAUGGGCGAUGCUGCUGCCAGCUACUUCCCGGCCUUCCUGCCGCACAUCCUGGAGGCCGUGCUCGACCCCUUGCCCGAGAUCCGACAGUCAGCAGCAUAUGGCAUCGGCAUCUGCGCACAACAUGGUGGCGCUGCCUUCACUCCAUAUGUGCCAGACACGGUGGCACGGCUGGGGCAGGUGGUGAGCAGUGGGGACAGCAAGAGCGAGCUGAGCGUGUCAGCAACGGACAACGCGAUAUCAGCCUUGGGGCGGCUGUGUGAGCACCAGGCGCACGCACCCUUUGACUCCGCGCACGUGCUGUCCGUGUGGCUCGCCUACCUGCCCAUCCGCGAGGACCGUGCCGAGGCCAAGGUUGCACACGCCCAGCUCUGCGGCCUGCUGGAAAGGUCGGACACUCGUAUUUUGGGCCCCAACAACCAGAACCUGCCCCACAUUGUCGGAGUGCUGCUAGAGGUGCUCAAGGCUGGCACGGAUUUGGCAACAGAGGAGACGAACAAGCGAGCCGUGACGCUGCUGCGGAGCCUACCUGCGGAGAUCGUGGGUGCUCUGCCCCCGGAGCAGCAAGCUGUCCUGCAGCAGGCCCUUCAGUCCUCGUAA
Messenger RNA from Closterium sp. NIES-65, 1650 nucleotides. The record is from the annotation of a GenBank genome assembly. NCBI's taxonomy places the organism in Eukaryota, Viridiplantae, Streptophyta, Zygnematophyceae, Desmidiales, Closteriaceae.